Anthonomus grandis grandis is the source of this 1405-nucleotide messenger RNA. Its product is annotated as ionotropic receptor 75a-like. The transcript is spliced from 6 exons. Gene Ontology annotation, molecular function: ligand-gated monoatomic ion channel activity. NCBI's taxonomy places the organism in Eukaryota, Metazoa, Arthropoda, Insecta, Coleoptera, Curculionidae. The record is from RefSeq and is a predicted model, not a curated record. Gene Ontology annotation, cellular component: membrane. The coding region runs from base 1 to 1284 and encodes 427 amino acids.
AUGAUUUUAAGGGUUAUUUAUGUUAUUCAAGACCAAAACACCAUAAAUCAUUUAACAGAUUAUAGAGAUAAACAUAUAGAUAGCCCUACAAAAAUUAAUUUUGCUUUGUACAACAUGGUAUGCGAUAUGUUGAAUUGUACUCAAAUUCGAAUCUUUACUGAUGAUUGGGGAUUUGAGAUUUUUAAUAAAACUCUUAAUCGCACAGUUUUUCGACAUGGAAUGUUUGAGGACUUAAUGAAUGAUAAAGCAGAUAUUGCAGGAACGGUUGCAUUCAUGCCUGCCAGCCGACUAUCAUACUUUAAAUACUUAUUUGCUCCAAUCAAAGACUUUUCCCUGCAUUUUGUAUUUAAAGCACCUCCACUAGCAUUUUAUUCCAAUAUUGUAGUACUACCAUUUGACACUUUAGUAUGGUUAACCAUUGGAGCUGUAUUAGUUUUUUGCGGAAUUUUAAUUAAUACAAUUUUCCAUUGGGAAGUAAAGCAGAAAAAGUUUGCCAAAGAGUUGGCUAUUUAUAAAGAAAAUGAACCGAGUUUAUUGGAUGUAGUAAUGAUGCAGAUUGCUGUGGUCUGCCAAAUAGACUUUUAUUAUGAACCGAAAAGUUUAUCUGGUAAAAUUACAACAUUCACGUUAUUAAUAUUUUGCACAUUUAUUUAUACUGCAUUCUCAGCCAGAAUAGUGUUACUUUUACAAUCAAACACCAAUAUGAUUAAUUCUCUAGAUACCUUAUAUGCCACAAAUUUUGAGUUUGGAGUUGAAAGCCAAUCGUACAACAAGCGUUAUUUUAGGGAGUUUAGUGAUCGUGCUGAUGAAAACUGGCGUAAGAAGAUUUACGAAAAUAAAAUUAAUAAACGAGGUGUCGAGAAAUUUUUCGAUGCUGAAGUAGGAAUGCGAAUGGUCAGAGAUUCGUACUUUACUUUUCAUAUCGAGCAAACCGUAGCCAAUCAUUUGAUUCAAAAGUUAUUUUCAAAUACCCAAAAGUGUGCCUUAAAAUUUAUAGAGACAAUUUAUAAGCCUGAUAAUCCACAUCUAAGUUUACCGAGGAAUUCGCCCUAUAUUGAAUUUUUUGCUGUAAGUUUUAAUAGGCUGGCAGAGACAGGCCUCCACAACAGGGAAUACAGGAACUGUUUCACUAAGAGACCUUCCUGCGAAGGAAGGAGUAACACUUUCGUCAGCGUCGGUCUUACGGAAUCGUAUUUCGCAUUUUUGGUUUUUGGUGUUGGUGUAUGUACUAGCAUAAUUCUACUGAUAAUUGAAUGCUUGGUAUUUAAAUAUUUAAAAAAAUAAUAACAACUGAUCUAUAAAUAAGUGGCUUAGUCUACAGAAGGUUAAAGGAGGAUAAUAAAUUACAUGAGCCCCGUGCCUAUUUGAGAAUAAAUAAAACAAAAUAGUGUUAAAAACAUAUGGU